UUACAUUUCGGAUCCUGUACUUUUUCACUUUUACUUGAGUAAAAAGGUUGCUUCACUACUUUAACUUUUAUUGGAGUAUUUUUUAACACAGGUAUCUGUAUGUCGUUAGAGAGUCUCGUUGGUUAUGUGCAGGAUAAUCUGCGGACGGAAAGAAAACACACAGUCAGCUGAUUUCCGUUUGGAGGAGGCGGAGGGAGUAAAAACGUGGAGCUGUUCGCAGAUGUUGAGGAGAGGAGACGCGGACAGUACUUUUGGUUUUACUGCAUGAAAGGAGCAGAGCGUAGCUUUAUCAAAGAGGAAAAUCUUCAGCCUAAUCAUCAACUCCUGUCUCCUGGAUCCAGCUGCGACAAAGCUUUCAGGCUCCUAUAACCAGCUGAUGACACUGCCUGACAUAUACUGAGCUGUCAGAGCUGCUCUCCACAUCAGCAGAGAGUGACACUGACAGUCUGGACGGUGUGUUUGAUCGACCUCAUCGGAUCAUGCAGAGACAAGGAAGCAUCAAAGAACAAAAACAUUAUAAAGCGAGGCAUUUAAAGCUGAAUGAUUUGAAACAGGAAGCUCAAGAUACUCAUUUGUACAAGAAGUACCUCUGCAAAGACGACAUCCCUCCGUACCCCGGACCUGGAGAGGUUUCACUUGAGUUUCAUGUGUCUCGGCUGAAGCACGACACAUACAAAUUAGAAGAGAUCAAGAAUGACGGAGGCUUCAAGGAUCCAAACAGCGGCUCAAAGGAUCCAGACAGACUGUCUCUGGUGUGGUGGAGUCUGGCUGUGGCACCAGAGGAGAUCCAGUCAGCUGAGAGGAGGCUCCUGGAGGAGGCCUUCCCAAACUGGACCGAGGAGCAGGCCCGGCGGAAGCAGGGCUUCCUGGUGGACUUUGCCUCGUCUCCAGCCUUCAGUGAGAAGUCCAGGUAUGGAUCGUACCGCUUCACCUUCACUGUGGAGGAGGUGCUGGAGGCCUACAGCAAGCAGUUUUGCUCCGGCCGCCCGCCCGUCAUGCGUGUUCUCAGGACUUCCCUGUACAGACAGGAAGUGAUGUAUGCUGUGCUGGUCCACAGCUCAGACAGUGAUUGGCUCUUCGCUGAGUAUCCCAUCCUGCCCGACGCUCCGAACACUGUCUGUGCUUAUAGGGACGGACGCUUCACCUGGAGGCCCGAGGCCAUGUGCGAGACACACAAAUAUGUGCUUUUACAAAGACGUGACAAAAACCUGAUGGAAGCUUGGGGACUGAUUCAGGAUCCACAGUAUUAUGUUUGGGACCACGUCGCCAUCGCCCUGCAUGUGGAGGGUGGGCAGGUGCUGAAGUUUGAUUCUGAUGAUCUGAGGAAGAACCUCACGUUCUGUGAGCCUGACGCUGUGACAGUCACACCUGAAUCUGACUUUCAACAUUACGAGGAUGCUCAAAACCUGGUCGCUCGUUUGUGGCCACUGAAGAAGGAAGUUUCACUCCAGCAGAGAAUCAGAGGCUGUCUUUGAGGUUUCUCCACCUUUAUUCUCCUUUUCCUGAGCGACUGCAGCAUCACCGGCUGCACAGUGAACCAUGGUGGAGGUUACACAGAAGGAAGCAGCCGAGUGGAACGAACACAGAAAAACUGUUUGACGUGACUUUUUUAUUCGAUUAGUUUAUUAAAGGUUUAUUACAUGAAUUUCCAAAGUGCGCAGCAAAAGACCAAAGACAGAUAAAACACACAUGAUGAGUAUAAACAUGUGAUUAUGUGUUUCACUGCACUCUGUCCUGUCUGUGUGUGAUGUGUUCAUGUGACUGAAUCAAAGACUAAUUACUUUGUACACACAAAAAGUGGACAAUAAAGUUGUUUUGAAUAUUU
Oreochromis niloticus (Nile tilapia) is the source of this 1825-nucleotide messenger RNA. RefSeq lists its product as uncharacterized. NCBI's taxonomy places the organism in Eukaryota, Metazoa, Chordata, Actinopteri, Cichliformes, Cichlidae. The coding region runs from base 480 to 1475 and encodes 331 amino acids. The record is from RefSeq and is a predicted model, not a curated record. The transcript is spliced from 7 exons.